CGUUGAAUAGCACACAAUUCGCCUCAAGUGGCGGUCUUGUCGAACUCUCAAUAAACGGGACAAUGUCAUGGGAUAUACAUGGACACUUAAAAUCAACUUUGCAGUUUUUAAGAUGAUGCUCGAGCAACAGCGUGAUCCUUUAUAAAACUCGCAUUUGGCUUAAAUCAUAAUGUCGAGUCUGGUCGAUGUAUUCACUGAUAAAGGAACGACAAACUGGUUGAAGGCAUGGCUGGCAGUGGAUAUUGCAAAGUCAGGCUUAGAUCAGUUCGCAGAUAACGAGGCUAAAAAUGUACAUGCCAAUAUAUACAACACUGUCUGGUCAAGUGGUCAGUUUCCAGCUAUGUGCAUCGGCUGUUGCACCGCAAACUUGCUGAAAUGCCCAACACCAGGAAUAUGCAAUAAACGAGGUACAAACAGCUUGUGUCAGGGUAUGCAUGAUACCAUAGCAAAGCAACCUCGACCUUGUCCUACUAACGUGUGUAAUAAAGUUUUCGACGAAAUUAAAACUCUGCACAAAUUUUCCAUUCCUUCUUGGAAAAACACAAGUGCAGAGCAAUGGGCACGAAAUCCUUGGGAAAUUGCCAAGGCGUAUUUACCUAAAGACGGAUAUGCUGAAAAGAGUUCAGUCCAAGAUACAGACUUCAACGGAAUCAUCAGUUUUAUGAUGAACUGCAAACACUUCGACAACAAGUUUUCUUUUCCUAUUGCUACCGGAAAACACAAUCCUCCGUGUCUACUGACUAAAGCGCGAGAAAUUGGCAGAACUGUCCGUCAUUCGUCCCAGUGUAAAGUCACCGACGCAGAUCUGCAGGACAUCUUCACAACACUGACUAACCUGCUUAGUGACCAAACGAGUCUUACACUUGACGUCACUGCUCUGGAGGCUGUGAAGAAACUAGCAGAGCUGCAAAAGGAGACAUUAAAGAUAACCACGGGGGAAAUGAUUCAUUUACUAGACGCGGCAAACGAUACACUCAAGAAAGUUCAAAAUAUUGCUGAUAAAUCUCUGGAUGAGAUGCAGGUGUACCUUAAUCAGUGUAAAAAGGAUCUAAAGUCACACACAGACACAUGUAAACAUGAACUGGAUGACCAUACUGCCAAAUGUACAAAGGCCAUAGAUGGACAUGCUAGCAAGGCUGUGGAAUCGACCUAUGAGCAAUCUUGUAAAGAUUUUCGCGAAAGAUUGAUUUGGUUCUAUACGACGGACAGGAGUACUGUGUCUGUAUCGCCGCUAUGGAUGAGUCUUGACAAACCCGUCUUUGAUAUUUUCGUGCAACCGAAAUUGAGUCUUUACAAUAUUGAGAAAGAUGGAUCUCGAACAAAAGCGAACAAAGCGAUUAACAAAUACAUGGACUUUUUUAACAGCGAUAUAAAGGUCAAACGUGUGUUUGUUCAAGGAGACCCCGGAAUAGGAAAGUCUACAUUCCUAACUAAACUUGUGCUUGACUGGUGCAACGUAGUAUCUGUGCACAAUCCUGAUAACAAAGCUACAUUUACUGAUGCUAAAACGUUGAAGGACUUUCAAUUUCUGUUUCACAUUUCACUAAGAGAUGCAAUGGGUCAGCGUGAGGUUAUAGAAAUGAUCAAAGCACAAAUAAUCGACAACAUUUACUACACGGGCGCUAAACAAACAAAGGUAUUUGAGCUUUUACAACAAAUCCUUGAACGAGAGACUUGUCUCAUUACUAUGGAUGGACUGAACGAGUGGGUUGAUCAUUUGAAUCAGCACGUUGUACCUAGAAUUCCAAGCUCUCAAACAAACUGCGUAUCGAUAAUAACAACACGACCGUGGAAAAUGGCGGACGAGCGGAUCAAAGUUUCUGAAAUUGACAGACUGCUUGAAAUUGAAGGGAUAACAGAUUCAGAACAGCUAAUAAAGCAACUAAUACUCAGUCUCCAGACUGGUAACAACAGGACAUUAACUGAAUUCAUGACGUUCGUUAACGAACGUCACUUUAUGCAUUCUCUUACGUCGCCCUGGAUACAGGCGUUGAUAGUUAAUGUAUGGAUAAGCAAAACGGAUGUUAGGGGUUCAUUGUGUGAAAUGAAUUGUGUUCUACUAGACCUACUUUUCAAGAAGGCCAAUGCGACAGAGGGAUCUUUUAAAAACGGAUGCUCUAUUGAGUGUUUAUCAAGUACGAGAUAUAUAAAGAAACAAUUGAAUAUAUUUAAUGCGCUCGCAAAUGCUGCGUUUCAAUUUACAUUUUCAUCGAACAAAUCUCUUACGUUUAGUAAACAGGAAUUAGGGAAAUAUUUAUCUAAAACACAUUUGCAAUUUUGCCUCAAUGCUGGUGUCUUAACAGCAAGGUUCGUUUCCGUAAACGUUGCACAGGGUCUCCAAUUUUCAUUUACGCACGAGACAGUCCAAGAGUUUCUGGCAGCAUUUCAUAUCGCAAAUUCAAAGCAUGACCUGCUUGCAAAUUUCAAACCUGAACAUAAAUAUAAUGUGUUAGAAAUGAGUCAGACGGUUAUUUAUCUGUAUGGACUUCACUGCGAGACAGGUAAUAAACUACUCAACCGUUUAGUAGACGGAGAUUUCCUCAGUGACAUAAGCAAAGGACUAAGCUUGUACAUAAAGCAUUAUCGGGAAAACUUAUCAGCAUUUCAGAGAGACAAAUACACAAAGGAAACCGUUCUAAAAUCAAAUCUUAAUCAGAUGAAUUGCGAUGCACGUUGUCUUGCAAUAUCAGUCUUGUUCCAGCAGAUGGUUAUAGCUGUUUUAAAUGAGGCCAACACCAGCGGUCAGAAGGAAAUUAGUUUAAAAUGUAUGGAUUUCACAUUCAAUGAAUAUCUUCUUGAUUCGGAUUCAAAGGCAUUAAAGCAACUUCUAAUUUUUAACAAGUCAAAUGUUCGGUCACUUAUUUUGGAAAGCAACGUUCUAGAAGAAAGUGAAUUACUGUCAGUCAUGCAACAGUCAAAAAAUAGUCUUGAACGUUUGAAGACUACAGUGACCCCGGAAAUUUAUAAAGCCUUACAUAAUUUGAAAAUAAAGGAGCUGCAUUUUAUCGGACAAAUCGAAGAAUCAUCAUUGUCCAAUGUUCUUCCGUCGUUGUCUAACUUAAUAUAUUUUUCCAUAGAAGAUUCAAAUCUUUUGGAACGAACACUUCUUCCUGGUACAUUACAAGAUAUUUAUUUGCUAAAAUGUACUUGUACGGCCGUGUUUCUUCGUCGCCUACUAGUGUAUUUAUCAUUUUUAAAACAUGAUGUGCAAUUGUAUUUUGAAGCUGUGACUGUUACGGAUUCCAAUACACAAAUAUUCCAGUCAGAAAUAUUGUUAUGCGAUAUGACAAAUAUCAACCUAAAUAUUGAACAGGGCAAUACUGCCCAAUAUGACACACUGCGUUUUACAUCUAUCGGGGCACUAGGCCUACAUACGGCUGGUGAUGUCUCGUUAGCGUCAAAUAUUAUGUGCACUCUCAGUAAAUUAACACAGCUUGAUUUGUUUGGGACUUAUAGUGAGCGAUGUACUUUACAGCUGCCUGAUACAUUGCAAUGCAUAUCAUUGAAUGAAGUUGAAUGUUCAUCUGAGUGGCUGUGCAGCUUGUUGAUCGCGCUUUCUAGAUUAGAUCAUUCUGUAGAGUGUGUGCUGUGGGAUGUUGUAUUGCAGCCAUGUGAAUUCUCUUGCGGAGACGACUCAAAAACACAAAUCUCUGAUUUGCGAUUAGAAAUGCUGUCAUUUGAUAUGUCCAACAUGACAAUUUCGGUAAAAAAUGGCAGUGUUGAACUAUUUGAAAGCAUACGUGAUACAAAUAUAGGGACUUUGAAUCUGUUUACGGCAGAGUGUGCCUCAUUAGCAUCAAAGAUUAUGUACACACUCAAGAAAUUAAAAAAGCUUAUUUUGUGGGGUACUUAUAGUGAGCGAUGUACUUUACCAAUGUCUGCUACAUUACAAUGCAUAUCAUUGCAGAAAGUUGAAUGUUCAGCUGAGUGGCUGUGCAGAUUGUUGAUCGCGCUUUCUAGAUUAGAUCAUUCCGUAGAGUGUGAGCUGUGGGAUGUUGUAUUGCAGCCAUGUACAUUCUCUUGCGGAGACGAUUCAAAAACACAAAUCUCUGAUUUGCGAUUAGAAAUGCUGUCAUUAGAUAUGCCCAACAUGACAAUUUUUGUAAAAAAUGGCAGUGUUAAACUGUUUGAAAUCUUACGUGAUACAAAUAUAGGGACUUUGAAUCUGUUUACGGCAGAUUGCGCCACAUUAGCAUCAAAGAUUUUGUGCACUCUCAAGAACUUAAAAAAACUUAUUUUGUGGGGGACAUAUAGUGAGCGAUGUACUUUACAGCUGCCUGCUACAUUACAAUGCAUAUCAGUGCACAAAGUUGAAUGUUCAGCUGAGUGGCUGUGCAGUUUGUUGAUCGCGCUUUCUAGAUUAGAUCAUUCUGUAGAGUGUAAGCUGUGGGAUGUUGUAUUGCAGCCAUAUGAAUUCUCUUGCGGAGACGAUUCCAACACACAUAUCUCUGAUUUGCGAUUAGAAAUGCUGUCAUUUGAUAUGCCCAACAUGACAAUUUUUGUGGAAAAAGGCAGUGUUGAACUAUUUGAAAUCUUACGUGAUACAAAUUUAGGGACUUUGAAUCUGUUUACGGCAGAUUGCGUCUCAUUAGCAUCAAAGAUUAUGUACACUCUCAAGAAAUUAAAAAAGCUUAUUUUGUGGGGGACUUAUGGUGGGCGUUGCACUUUACAGCUGCCUGAGACAUUACAAUGCAUAUCAUUGCAGAAAGUUAAAUGUUCAGCUGAGUGGCUGUGCAGCUUGUUGAUAGAGCUUUCUUCAUUAGAUCAUUUUGUAGAGUGUGAGCUGUGGGAUGUUGUAUUGCAGCCAUGUGAAUUCUCUUGCGGAGACGAUUCAAAAACACAAAUCUCUUAUUUGCGAUGAGAAAUGCUGUCAUUUGAUAUGUCCAACAUGACAAUUUUUGUAAAAAAUGGCAGUGUUGAACUGUUUGAAAUCUUACGUGAUACAAAUAUAGGGACUUCGAAUCUGUUUACGGCAGAUUGCGCCUCAUUAGCAUCAAAGAUUCUGUACACUCUCAAGAAAUUAAAUAAGCUUAUUUUGUGGGGGACUUAUAGUGAGUGAUGCACUUUACAGCUGCCUGCUACAUUAUAACUAAUGCCAUUGGAUAAAGUUGAAUGCUUAGCUGAACGGCUGUUCAGCUUUUUGAUCGCGCUUUCUUCAUUAGAUCAUUCUGUAGAGUGUGAGCUUUGGGACGUUGUAUUGCAGCCAUGUAAAUUCUCUUGAUAAGACGAUGCCAAAACACAUAGCUCUGAUUUGCGAUUAGAAAUGCUGUCAUUUGAUAUGCCUAACAUGACAAUUUUUGUUAAAAAUGGCAGUGUUGAACUGUUUGAAAUCUUACGUGAUACAAAUAUAGGGACUUCGAAUCUGUUUACGGCAGAUUGCACCUCAUGAGCAUCAAAGAUUCUGUACACUCUCAAGAAAUUAAAAAAGCUUAUUUUGUGGGGGACUUACAGUGAGCGUUGUACUGUACAGCUGCCUAAGACAUUGGAAUGCAUAUCAUUGCAGAAAGUUGAAUGUUCAGCUGAGUGGCUCUGCAGGUUGUUGAUUGCGCUGUCUUCAUUAGAUCAAUCUGUACGUUGUCAUUAUUUGGAUGUUGUAUUGCAGCCUUGGGAAUAUUCAUCCGGAAGAGAUUCCCAAACACAUGUAUCUGAUUUGCGAUCUGAAAUGCUGUCACUUGAUAUGACACACAUGACAAUUGAUGUGGAAAAUGGUAGUGUUGAACUGUCUGAAAUAUUGCGUGAUACCAGUAUAGGGAUCCUGGUAUUGAGAAAGGCAGAUUGUGCCUCAUCUGCGUCCAGGAUUAUGUGUACUCUUAAGAAAUUGACAAAGCUUUUUUUGUGGGGGACUUACAGUGAGUGAUGUACUGUACAGCUGCCUAAGACAUUGAAAUGCAUAUCAUUGCAGAAAGUUGAAUGUUUAGCUGAGUGGCUCUGCAGCUUGUUGAUUGUGCUUUCUUCAUUAUAACAUUCUGUACAGUGUGAGAUGUAUGAUGGUAUUAUGCAGUCAUUUGAAUACUCUUGCGGAGGAGAAUCCCAAACACAUGUAUCUGAUAUGCGAUCUGAAAUACUGACACUUGAUAUGACACACAUGACAAUUUUGGUGGAAAAUGGACAUGUUGAACGGUUUGAAAUAUUGCGUGAUACAAGUAUAAGGAUCCUGGACCUGAAAAAUGCAGAGUGUGCCUGAUAUGCGUCGAAGAUUCUGCACACUCUCAAGAAUUUAACAAAGCUUUAUUAGUGGGGAACACUGCAAUGCAUAUCAUUGCAAAAAGUUGAAUGUUCAGCUGAGUGGCUCUGCAGCUUGUUGAUUGCGCUUUCUCCAUUAGACCAUUCUGUACGGUGUGAGUUGUGGGAUAUUCUAUUACAGCCAUGUUCAGAAAACUAUGGAGACGAUUCUCAAACACAUAUAUCUAAUAAGCGAUCUGAAAUACUGUCACGUAACAUGUCCUAUAUUAAAAUUAUUGUUUAAAAUGGAAGUGCUGAACUGUUUGAGUUAGUUUGUAGUUCAACAAUUGGGAUCCUGGACCUGAAAACAGCCGACUUUUCCUAAUCAGCAUCAAAGCUUUUCUACACGCUCAGGCAGUGAACAGAGCUUAAGUUUUGUGUGUGAUUUGGGCACUUGACCACUGCCUGCUUAAUUGCAGUACAUACAUGUUUCAUUGUAGACAGUUUAAUGUUUAGCUGAGUGGGUGUGCGGCUUUUUGGUCGCGCUUUCUUCAUUAGAUAAUUCGGUAGAGUGUGAAUUAAUGGAUGUCGUAUUUCAGCCAUUUAGAGACGUACGUGGAGAUGGUUUCUUAAUAUAUGCAUCUGAUUUUCGAUGUGAUAUAUUGUCACAUGACAUCACAUGUACAGAUUUUAAGUAUGGGUGGUAAAUGGCUGUAAUGAGCUGUAUAAAACGUGCUGGGUACAUAAACAUAAAUCCUGACGCUGAAAACAGCAGAAUGUGCAUCAUUAUCAUCAAAACUUCUUUACACUUUUAAUAAAUUAACAAAGAUAUUGUUUGGGGGACUAAGUGAGCGAUGUUCUUUACAGCUGCCUGUCACUUGAUAUGUCCAUGAUUGAACACUUUGAUGAAAAAUUGUAUUGUUGAACUGUAAUUAAUGUGUUACCUGAUACAAACAUAGGGAUUCUGGACCUGACUACGGCAGAUUGUGCCUUAUUAGCAGCAGUGAUUCUGUACAUUCUUUAUGCAUUUACAAAGCUUUAAUUGUGGGGAACGUAUAGUGAGCGAGGCACUUUACAGCUGCCUGCGCCAUUGCAAUGCAUAUCAUUGUAUGAAUUUGAAUGAUCAUCUGAGUGGCUCUGCAAUGUGAUGAUUGUUGAACCUUGAGAACGUACAUGUAUCAGUAUGCCAUUUAACCAUCAAAGAUAUGCUUCAUUAAAUUAAAAAUGUUGUAUUUUGUGGAAGACUUAUAGUUAUUGAUGAACAAUACACCUGUCUUCAAUAGUGCAACGCAUAUCACUUAAUGAAGCGGAAUUUUCAAUUGAGUGGUUGCACAGCUUGUCGACUACGCUUGCAUCAUUAUAUCAUUUUGUGAAGGGUUCGCUUUUGGAUUUUAGAUUUGAGGCGCCUGAGGUUGUCUGUUGCAAAGAUUCCCAUUAAUAUGUUUCUGAAUUGCGAUCUUAUACAUUGUCACUUGCUAUGUCCAAAAUAAAGAUAUCGAUGGAAAUUGGCAGUGUUUAACUCUUUGAAAUCUAUCCUAAAGGUGUAUGGGGAUAUUGAGCCUAAAACGGCUGAUUGAGUCUCAUUAGCAUCAAGCAUCCUCUAAAUGAUCAACGUGCUAAUAAAGUAAAUUUUGCGGACGUAUUAUAUUAACCAAUUUACUGCACAGCUGUCUGCUGGUAACAAGUACACACACCUAAAGUCCUUGGAUAAAUUUAACAUCAUAUUUGUUGGAUAAUACAUAAAAAAUUUUUGGUGCGUUAUGUACUUUUACCUAUGUAUUUAUGCUUAACAACAACAACAUGUCUGCAAGAACCGUGUUGAUAUCUCGAACAUAAGCUUUCUUUUUUUGUUGCGCGUGUAAAAUUGUUAUGUCUGUAUUGUUAAUAUGUCCUUUACAAAGCAUUCUGUAAAUAAUAUA
Molecule: messenger RNA, 8081 nt
Organism: Dreissena polymorpha
Lineage: Eukaryota; Metazoa; Mollusca; Bivalvia; Myida; Dreissenidae
Exons: 5
Coding region: 170-4861 (1563 amino acids)
Source: RefSeq, a predicted model, not a curated record